This is a messenger RNA of Capsicum annuum, 2560 nucleotides long. RefSeq lists its product as uncharacterized. NCBI's taxonomy places the organism in Eukaryota, Viridiplantae, Streptophyta, Magnoliopsida, Solanales, Solanaceae. The record is from RefSeq and is a predicted model, not a curated record.
ACACACUCCUCAGAAAGAAAAUCCCCCAUGUUGAUUUUGACCAAUUUGUGACACGCUUCUCUUUUCUCCCUUUCUCCUUCUCUAAAAUCUCUCUGUCACAUUAGGUUUUUUCACAUUUCCACAAACAAAUUUUCCAGUAAAUUCAUUCAACGAACACGUCUUUCCUGUUCUCUGGACAACUUUUUUGUUUAAUCUUCAAUAAGUACUUUCUUUUUGGUAUCAAAAAAAGAAAAAGAAUGAAGACAUCGUUGAAGAAAUUGCGAGGAUUGGCUAAUCUCAGACACGAAAGAAAAGAACGUAGGCUUCGUCAGCCAUCUGACGAGCUCGCUAUGGCUGCUCAGGAUAUGCAAGAAAUGAAAGAUUGCUACGAUAGGUUACUUUCUGCGGCAGCUGCCACUGCUAAUGGUGCUUAUGAGUUUUCCGAAUCGUUGCGAGAAAUGGGCGACUGUCUUCUUGAGAAAACGGCAUUGAAUGAUGACGAAGAAAGCGUUCAGCUUCAGAGACUUGUAGAUAACUAUCGCUCUCAUAUUAUCCAGACCAUCUCAGUCCCCUCAGAAUCCCUUAUCAAUGAACUGCGCAUAGUUGAGGAAAUGAAGAUGCAAUGUGAUGAGAAGAGGGAAGUGUAUGAGAAGAUGGUGCAAAAGUACAGAGAUAAAGGCAGGAUAAAAGGAACUAAAGGAGAAAGUAUUUCUUCCCACCAGCUACAAGUUGCUUACGAGGAAUAUGAUGAGGGGGCUAAUGUUUUUGUAUUCCGUAUGAAGUCCCUCAAGCAAGGACAAUCCCGCAGCCUUUUAACACAGGCAUCUCGACACCAUGCUGCUCAGUUAUCUUUCUUCAAGAAAGCCCUCAAGUCCCUUGAGGAGAUUGAGCCACAUGUCAAAUUGGUGACGGAUCUGCAUCAUAUUGAUUACCACUUCCGCGGGCUUGAAGCAGAUGAUGCUGGCGAUGAGGAUGAAGAUGAAAACAAUUCUGAGGAUGACUCUGAAUCACUUGAUGAUGGUGAACUGAGUUUUGACUAUGGACAGAAUGACCAGAUGUAUACAUCAAACCAUUCAAUGGAGUUGGAUAAGGUGGAUGUUCCAGUUCCUGAAGUUGCUUCAAAGGGUGCUUCAAAGGAAAAUCUCAGUAAGAGUCACGGUGGGAACAGUUUUUCCUUCUUCAGGGAUGUCAACAGCACUAAAUCAGCACCACUUUUGUCUGGGAGGAAAGUAGAUCCUGCUGAGGGUGCUCCACGAAUGACUUCGUCACUCUCAAACAAGUUUCAACCAUAUGUUCUACCCACACCAAUUGAGGCAAAGAUUCCAGAUUCAGUAAAAUCGUCUAAUAUAGACCCUCAAACAAAGCAAACUAAGACUACUAGUGUAGUUCAGACGUGGCAUUCCUCCCCUUUGGAUCAGUUCCAACAUGAAAAGCUUGUGGCAGGUGAUAAAUUAUCUGGACCUGUCAUCUUGACUGCACAAUCACUUCCCACAGAGAGCGAAAAUAAUGCAAAUACUGGUUGGUUGCCCCCUCCACUGUCAGAAGGCCUCUCAUCUGCACAGCAUGAUUUGUCCAGUGUUAAAAAGGUCAAGAGACAAGCCUUUUCUGGUCCAUUGACGGCGAAGCCAUGGCCAAAGAAGCCCGUCGUUUCUUCUGGUAGUCCAAUUGCCUCGACUGGAUUCCCUCUGCAUUUUUCUUUGCCUUUCUUGCAUACUUCACCGCCUGAGCCUUCAUCGACCCCCAAAUUGACUUCACGUACUUCUCUCAUGUCAUCACCUAAAAUAAGUGAGCUACAUGAACUACCUAGACCACCAGCUAAAUUAUCCUCUAUAAGACCCUUACGUCAGGUUACUCAUUCAGGACCUUUAAUCUCAAAAGUCCAGGAACUUUCUGCUACAAAUAAAGCGGCAGUGUCUUCAGCUGCUUCUACACUACCAACACCUCCAGCUCUUCCUCGUAGUUACUCCAUACCAUCUAGGGGCCAGAUGGAAACAACACUUCAUGUUUCUAAGCCCCUGGAAGAUAUGGUUUCGCCUCCUUUAACGCCAUUAGCCUUGGGGAAGAACCACCAUACUUCCCCUGCCUCAUAGCCUCCAAACUAGCUAGUCAAAUUAAAGGUUUAACUAAGAGAGCCACCAGUGAUUUUCUGGCUUCUCAAAGGAGCUUAAUCAUUUUAUCAGUGCAAUCCAGUUAGGAUGACACAGCAUUUUGCUAGGGUAUCCUAAUGUACAAGUUGAGUCUUCUGUUGCUUCUGAUAUACGGUAGCAUUUUGUUUUUGCCGUAAAAGUAUAUCUGGUUUGCUUUUCUCAUGAGAUGCAGUAGUCUUCACCUUGUAACUAUUUGUUGCUUCUAUGAGACCACAAUAAGUGGCUUAGAUAGUUGGUUUGAAAUCUUCUGUAAAUAUCUUACAAGUAGCGUAUUAAGAUGGAGAAAGGAGUCCCAAGAAGGGAGAAUAUGAAACUCUAGAAAUAAUAUGUUUCGUUUACUUCUUGGUAAGUUGUAACAGGUUGGAUAAUUGCAGUUCAACUGACAUGCUAAUAAUUUUAGUGAAAGAAAUGGAACAUUUCAAAAUUCAAGCUUA